Molecule: messenger RNA, 2370 nt
Organism: Perca flavescens (yellow perch)
Lineage: Eukaryota; Metazoa; Chordata; Actinopteri; Perciformes; Percidae
Gene: pou2f2a
Product: POU class 2 homeobox 2a
Exons: 12
Coding region: 53-1942 (629 amino acids)
Biological process (GO): regulation of transcription by RNA polymerase II
Cellular component (GO): nucleus
Molecular function (GO): RNA polymerase II cis-regulatory region sequence-specific DNA binding; DNA-binding transcription factor activity, RNA polymerase II-specific
Source: RefSeq, a predicted model, not a curated record
GCAACAACAGCAGCAACAACAACAACAGCAACAACACCACCACACACAGCUGAUGCUGGCUGGCAGUCAGCUAGCAGGGCUUGCUGCUCUCCUCCCGGCCCAGCAGCAGCUGCUCCUCCAACAGGCCCAGGCUCAGCUCCUGGCGGCCGCCGUUCAGCAGUCGAACGCCGCCCACGCCGCUCAUGCUGCCCACGCCGCCGCGCAGCAUCAAGCCAACCAGCAACACCAGCAGCAGCAGCAGAACCAAUCACAAUCCCAUCAGCAACAGCAGCAACAUCAAACCAAACAGGAACAAACUGUCCCGCCUCCACCGCAGCUGGCCCUGUCACAACCAAUCCAGCUCACAGCCCAGGACAUCCAGCAGCUGUUGCAGCUCCAGCAGCUGGUUUUGAUGCCGGGCCAUCAUCUCCAGUCUCCUGCCCAGUUCCUCCUGUCUCAGCCAGCACAGGCACAGCAGUCGCAGCAGGGUUUGCUCUCGACACCAAAUCUGAUUCAGCUACCUCAGCAAAGCCCAGGGGGACUACUGACAACCCCACCUCGCCUGGGACUCCAAGCACAGAGGGAGAAGAGCAGCGACGUUGUGGUCGUUGGAAGCAGCAGCAGCAGUGGCGGCGGCGGCGGCAGUGUUGUGACAUCUGUAGGAGCCACCUCAGCGUCCAGCAGCGCCAUUGCUUCCUCGCUGACAUCCGGCUUGACUCCCGGAGCUCAUGGGGGUCACAUGGGAGAAGAGCCCAGCGACCUGGAGGAACUGGAGCAGUUUGCCCGUACCUUCAAACAGCGACGCAUCAAGCUGGGAUUCACCCAGGGAGAUGUCGGCGUUGCUAUGGGCAAACUGUAUGGCAACGACUUCAGCCAGACCACCAUCUCUCGAUUUGAAGCCCUCAACCUGAGCUUUAAGAACAUGUGCAAGCUGAAACCACUGCUCGAGAAGUGGCUGAGUGAUGCAGAAACCAUGGCAGUGGACAGCAUGCUGCCCAGCCCGUCUUCUCUCUCCUCCCCCAUGUUAGGCAUCGAGGGUCUAUCCGGCCGACGCAGGAAGAAACGCACCAGCAUCGAGACCAACGUGCGAGUGGCCUUAGAGCGCAACUUCCACAUGAACCAGAAGCCUACCUCGGAGGAGAUCUUGCUCAUGGCGGAGCAGCUCAACAUGGAGAAAGAGGUGAUUCGUGUUUGGUUCUGCAACCGCAGGCAGAAAGAGAAACGCAUCAACCCCUCCAGCAGCACCACCCCUCCCCUGCCCAGCCAGACCUCGCCUGUUGUGACACACAAAGCCCCCUGCUACAGCCCGCACAUGAUAUCGAGUCAGGGUCUGUCCCAGGUCACCACCUGCCUCAGCACAACAGCUGCCAGUUCUUCAGCAUCCUGCCCCAUGACUCCCGUCAGCUCGGCUGCAGUAGGCUCCACCUCUUCUUCUGUGACCCCGCCCCCUCACAGCACAGCUAGCCCCGCCCCUCCCAGCCUCGGGGCCCACGGCCUCAACAGCGGGAACACAAUGAUGGGCGUAAGCACAGGGAUGAACCAGGCCCUCAUUGGCAGCAAUCCCCUGGCUACCAUGCAAGCCCUGGCAGCCAGCAGCGGUCAGCUGCCCAUCUCCAGCCUGGAGGGGGGAGCGGCUCACCUGCUUCUGGGUGGACCUGGGGGUCCCGCUGUACCUCCUUCCCUUCGCCCCUCCCUCUUCCUAAACCGCUCCACCCUCCUCCCCAUGGUGACGGGCUCCAUGGCGACAGCCUCCACGCCUGCCAUGGGACUGGUCAGCGGCAGCAGAGGUGGUUCUGGCGGCCCGAGACUCUCCUUUUCCCAGUCUCCGCCCCCUGGUGUCAGCAACCUCAUGAGCCCGACUUCGUGCCCUGAGGAGUCCGCAUCUCCCUGUUCAAGUCCCGCCUCUUUCUGUUCCUUCAGCGAAGCUUCGCCGCCGCCCCUGGGAGGGGCCAUGGCCGAGUGAUUCCUGACUGACAGCCAAAGUAUCCUAUCAGAGGAGGACAAGGAGGAGGAAGAGGAGUUAAAGGAGCUUUAAAAAUCUAAAUUUACAACCUCGCCUUUCAACCAAAGCCAUCUCUCUGUCUGAUCCAUCUCUGAUUUCGUCUCUCUCUUUCUCUGUCUCCCCGCUGAAGUCUUCUGAAGCCAAAAAUAUACACAGAUGGAUGACGGGAGGAAGCAAAGAGAGAAAGAGGAUGGGGAGGACAGAGAGAACUGCAGAACGGAAGGGGGGACAUUUGAAACCAAAUAAUGAUCUACAGCUGUAGAGGUGGCGUGGAGGAGUAUUUUUGCUUGGCAUCGGGCAAAGAACAUCAUGCUUUUUAUCAGCUGGAAAAGAAAUAAACUCGCUGAGGGCAGGGAUGAGAAGUGAAACUGUGUGUGAGAAACAGGAGG